AUGGCUCGUGGCAACCAGCGCGACAAGGCGCGCGAAAAGAACCAAAAGGAAGCCGCCGGCAAGAAAGCCAAAAACAACAUGACUGGCAGCGAGUUCCAGCGCGAGAAGGAAAAGGUGGCCGCCAUUAUGCUGGCCAAGCAACAAGCCGGUAAA
Baudoinia panamericana UAMH 10762 is the source of this 153-nucleotide messenger RNA. RefSeq lists its product as uncharacterized. The record is from RefSeq and is a predicted model, not a curated record. The annotation marks the transcript as partial. The transcript is spliced from 2 exons. NCBI's taxonomy places the organism in Eukaryota, Fungi, Ascomycota, Dothideomycetes, Mycosphaerellales, Teratosphaeriaceae.